Messenger RNA from Achroia grisella, 1812 nucleotides. It is a transcript of the gene FucTA, whose product is annotated as glycoprotein 3-alpha-L-fucosyltransferase A. The coding region runs from base 325 to 1674 and encodes 449 amino acids. The transcript has 8 exons. The record is from RefSeq and is a predicted model, not a curated record. Gene Ontology annotation, cellular component: membrane. NCBI's taxonomy places the organism in Eukaryota, Metazoa, Arthropoda, Insecta, Lepidoptera, Pyralidae. Gene Ontology annotation, molecular function: alpha-(1->3)-fucosyltransferase activity.
GACCUCGGCGAACGCGCGCCUCUCUCGUCUUAUCGAAGUCGAAAUAUCGACGUACAAAUGUACCAUACACCCGUAUAAUAUACAUUGAAAUCGUGACUAAAAGUGAGUGCUAUUUCGUAUUUAGUGAAAAUACAAACGGUUUUGUUUUAACAUUAUUAUUUUCACAACGCUUACCUGACUUUGUGACUCUUAUCACUUAUCAGUCGUCUGUGCAGUACGAAUUUUAUAUGUCUAAGACAAGUCAUAGAUACACAGUGGAAGAAUGAGCUCUAGGGGAAGCCGGCGACGUAGAGGUGCCACGGACGGAUAAGGGGCGCCGGCGGCAUGUGGAUGAGGGUUGCGCGGGCGCUGCGAGCUUUACGGCGCGGCGUAUUACUCCUGCCCCUAGCAUUGACAGCGCUGGCGCUGCUGCUGCUACCUCGCCCGCCACCUCUAGAGUCGUCGCCGCGAAGCCCCUCACCACCAGCGCCGGCACCACCUCACGAAGAAAUCCCACAACACAUCCAGAUAUCAGUAAUAGAGAAGGAAGAGGAAGACCAUGAGGAGGAUGAGGUAGCACGCCGGCCGUGGUACAUGCGUGGUGGGGAACAACGUCCCAAAUACAGCGAUCCGAAUGCGGGCUUGUUCCCAGAGGAUGCACCAGGUGAUGACAGAGUAGUACAACAGUUAAUGUACACAUUGCCGAAGGACGAAACGGCGCCUAUUAAGAAAAUUCUUCUUGCCAACGGUUUGGGAGCCUGGGGUGUACCCGCCGGCCGAACUGAAUUCAUCCGUAACAAAUGUCCAGUAGACCGCUGCUCAUUAACCGCUGAUUCUAGAGAGGCGGCCACAGCUGAUGCUAUUCUAUACAAGGAUCAUCACACACCUUUCAAUAUAAAACGACCGCCUAAUCAGAUAUGGAUCCUAUACUACUUGGAGUGUCCUUACCACACGGCGUCGUUGCGACCGACGUCGUUCAACGUGUUCAACUGGACGUCAACGUACCGUAGGGACUCGGAUAUCGUCGCGCCAUACGAGCGAUGGGUGUACCACGACCCACUGGUCACUGAAAAGGAUCUUGACAGGAAUUAUGCAGCCAAUAAAACUAAAAAAGUAGCGUGGUUUGUUUCCAAUUGCCAUGCGCGUAAUCGUCGUCUGCAAUACGCUCGCCAACUUGCUAAAUUCAUCUCGGUGGACAUCUACGGGGCAUGUGGUUCACACCAUUGUCCAAGAACGGAUCCCAACUGUUUAGAAAUGCUCGAUAGAGAAUAUAAAUUCUAUCUCGCCUUUGAAAAUUCCAAUUGUCGAGAUUAUAUUACAGAAAAGUUCUUCGUCAAUGGACUACAGCACAAUGUGCUACCAAUCGUAAUGGGCGCUCGGGCGUCUGAGUACGCUGCAGCCGCGCCGCACAACUCGUACGUUCACGUAGAGGAGUUCGCGGGCACCGAAGAGUUGGCCUCGUACUUAAAGCGUCUGGAUGAAGAUGACACGCUUUACAAUUCUUAUUUCAAGUGGAAGGGUACAGGAGAGUUCAUAAACACGUACUUCUUCUGUCGCGUGUGCGCAAUGGUGCACGCCAACGAGCGACGCCAGCGCAGCGCACACUACACCGACGUGCAGGCGUGGUGGCGUGACGGAUCGUGCACACGUGGCGAGUGGCGCGCCACGGAACACGACACCAGGGAAAACGGAUAGACACCACUACCCCAUAUGACGCCAUCUUGAGUCGUAACACCGAUGCUGUCCAGGGUUCUAUAAAUGACAGACGAAACGUUUUGUGUAGAAUAGAUAUUCGAAACGAAGCCUAGUGUUCCUUAAACUGAUCAACUUUUC